Molecule: messenger RNA, 1353 nt
Organism: Yamadazyma jaroonii
Lineage: Eukaryota; Fungi; Ascomycota; Pichiomycetes; Serinales; Debaryomycetaceae
Source: the annotation of a GenBank genome assembly
AUGCUUCCAUCAAGGUAUGCCCCACAGGGGAUCUCAUACAACGAUAGUCGACGAACCAUCACUGUGGGAUCUAAACCUCGCCCCCCAGAAUACAUUCUUACCAGGCUCCAGCAGCGUAUCGAAGAAAAUGACUCCGAUAUGAUGGAUAUAGACUACUACGAGACCUACAUGAUCUCAGAUCUUCUACAAAAUCAAAGGGACCAGGAGCCAAGGGAGAGUACCGAUGCCAUGGAGCUAUAUGCUGCCAGUUUACAGAACGGUUAUCGACCUCCAACCACUAAGUCCACCAAGUCCACCAUGCAAUCCAUCCCUUCGACUCAGUCCAUCCUUAUCAUAGACACUAACUUCAUGCUAUCCAACCUUAAGAUGUUAGAUGAGAUCAAUAAAAGGCGAGACCAGUACAACUUCACGGUGGUGAUUCCCAUUGAGACGAUACGAGAGUUGGACGGGUUGAAACGAAGUGACAGAUUGGUUGAUUCUAAGACCAUAGGAGUUUUAGCUCGAUGGGCCAAUGAUUGGAUUUAUGCCCAAUUGGCGAAAGGUGCUAUCAGAGGUCAAGAUUAUAAGCAGAGGAUUGAUAAGAAUAGUACCCAGGACGACAGUAUCUUGGACUGCUGUCUUUGGUUCAAACAAAACACUGAGAGUUUGGUGAUCCUAUUCUCUAACGAUAAGAACCUUUGUGUUAAGGCAUUAUCUAAUGAGAUCUUGACGGUGAGCUACAAGGAGGGCAUGGAUGCAGAGCUUAUCUGUAGUACGAUCUAUGAAGAGAGUAUUCAUCGAAAUGGUGGUAAUUCAGGCGUGAAUGGCGGUGAUCAAGGCAUGAAUGGUGCCAGCGAUCCAGGAAUGAAUGGUGGUAACCCAGGUAUGAAUGGUGGUAAUCCAGCUAUGAACCAAAGUAUGAAUGUUGGUACGCCACAUCCCGCCAUGACUAACAGUACAAGCCACAUUGAGACGGUCGCUCCAGAGAUAAACAUGAGAGACCACCUCACCCGUCAACAAGCAGUUGACAUUGUAUAUAACGAAAUAUUCAUCCUCACCAAAUCAGUCAUCCACCACUGCAUGGAAGAAAGUUUCGGCGAGGACUUAGACAUCAUCAGAGGAUAUGACCCCGAUUCUAUCCGUGAUUUGCAAGAUUGUAAAGAAAUUCUCGUACGAUACUGGCAUACGGUGUUCAGACAAUUUGUAGGACGAAGAAAAGACCUUGAAACCUUGAGCAUAGACAUUCAUGACAUGGAGGAUGUGUUGGAUGGUUGGAAGUUCGUGUUAAAGACGUUGUAUCAGAUCUUGGACGACCGUCAAAGGGCAGCGUUGGUGGAGAUCUUUGAACGAUGGGAUGAGCUUAUCGUUUCUUGA